Molecule: messenger RNA, 2521 nt
Organism: Morus notabilis
Lineage: Eukaryota; Viridiplantae; Streptophyta; Magnoliopsida; Rosales; Moraceae
Product: ABC transporter G family member 15
Exons: 9
Coding region: 174-2213 (679 amino acids)
Cellular component (GO): membrane
Molecular function (GO): ATP binding; ABC-type transporter activity; ATP hydrolysis activity
Source: RefSeq, a predicted model, not a curated record
UGUUUGGUGUCUGUUAUUCGCACAAAGUAAAUGAAACCAAAUGAAAUGGGCAUGCCAUUAUAACCAGUUCACUUUUUUUGUGUGACGCUACUACUACUACUGCUGCUUGUGAGGAUCAUAUAAUCAUUUUGGUUUAGAGAGAGAAAGUGACAGAGGAGAGAGAGAGAGAGAGUAUGGAGAUAGAGGCGUCGGCAAGUGGGAGUCACGGCGGCGGAUCAAGAGGGGCGUACUUGGUUUGGGAAGAUCUAAGCGUUGUCAUUCCAAACUUUGGUGAUGGGCCCACCAAGAGGUUGCUCAACGGGCUGAAGGGCUAUGCUGAGCCCGGUAGGAUUAUGGCCAUUAUGGGCCCUUCCGGUUCUGGAAAAUCCACUCUUCUUGAUGCAUUAGCAGAUAGACUUUCAAGGAAUGUGGUCAUGACUGGGAAUAUUCUUUUCAAUGGGAGCAAGAAAAGACUUGACUAUGGUGCUAUUGCUUAUGUGACACAAGAAGAUGUGUUGCUGGGAACACUAAGCGUAAGAGAAACCAUAGCAUAUUCAGCCAAUUUGAGGCUUCCAACAAGUAUGAGCAAAGAAGAAGUAAACAGCAUUGUGGAAGAAACAAUCAUAGAAAUGGGGCUCUACGACUGCGCUGAUCGGUUAAUCGGAAACUGGCAUUUGAGAGGGAUCAGUGGUGGUGAGAAGAAGAGAUUAAGCAUUGCUCUUGAGAUUCUCACACGCCCUUGUCUUCUCUUCCUUGAUGAACCCACUAGUGGUCUUGACAGUGCUUCAGCUUUCUUUGUUGUCCAAACACUUAGAAAUGUUGCCCGUGAUGGAAGAACUGUCAUCUCGUCUAUUCACCAACCCAGUAGUGAAGUCUUUGCACUCUUUGAUGACCUUUUCUUGUUGUCAAGUGGUGAAACUGUUUAUUUCGGAGAAGCAAAGAAUGCUGUGGAGUUCUUUGCUGAAGCUAAUGUUCCAUGCCCUAGCAGAAAGAACCCCUCUGAUCACUUCCUGCGUUGUAUAAAUAAAGACUUCGACAAAGUCAGAGACACCAUCAAAGGGUCACUAAAAUUGCGAGACGUCCCACAAUCAGAUCCUCUGAUGAAUGUCGUCACAGCAGAAAUCAGAGCAAAUCUUGUUGAAAAAUACCGGUACUCGAAUUAUGCAACAAGGGCCAGAGCCAGAAUUCAAGAACUCUCUUCCAUUAAUGAGGACAGGACAAUUGAAACGAAAAGUGGAAGUCAAGCAAGUUGGUGGAAGCAACUUACAACGUUGGUGCGAAGAUCAUCUUUGAACAUGUCUAGAGACGUUGGUUAUUAUUGGUUAAGGAUAAUUAUCUACAUAGUUGUAUCUGUAUGUGUUGGGACAAUUUAUUUUGAUGUGGGCAAUAGCUAUACGGCCAUUUUCGCUCGGGCAUCUUGUGCUGCAUUCAUAACAGGAUUUAUGACAUUUAUGUCUAUUGGAGGCUUCCCAUCUUUUGUUGAAGAAAUGAAGGUUUUCUAUAAAGAAAGGCUUAAUGGGUAUUAUGGAGUUUCAGUCUUUAUAUUAUCCAACUUCAUAUCUGCAUUCCCAUUCUUGGUGGCAAUUACACUUGUUACCGGGACCAUUACCUUUUACACGGUGAAGUUCCGACCGGAGUUUUCUCACUAUGUGUUCUUCUGCCUUAAUAUCUUCACCUCCAUUGCUGUUAUUGAGAGCCUCAUGAUGGUUGUUGCUUCAUUGGUCCCUAAUUUCCUCAUGGGAAUUAUAGUUGGAGCUGGUAUUAUGGGCAUUUUAAUGAUGACCUCCGGUUUCUUUCGGUUGCUGCCUGAUCUUCCCAAGCCAGUUUGGCGCUACCCGAUUUCUUUCCUCAGUUUUGGUUCGUGGGGAAUUCAGGGUGGCCUCAAGAAUGACUUGAUUGGGCUGGAAUUCGAACCCCUAUUACCCGGUCAGGCAAAAAUGAGCGGCGAGUACGUCAUCAAGAACCUUUAUGGUAUUUCAUUAGGCCAUUCCAAGUGGUGGGACUUAGCUGCUAUUGUGGCCAUACUCGUCUUGUACCGCGUUCUCUUCUUCGUAAUUCUCAAGUUCAAAGAGAGAGCUUCUCCAUUUUUUCAGGCCCUCUACGCCAAGAGAGCAUUGCAACAUCUUGGCAAGAGGCCUUCCUUCAGGAAAAUGUCCUCUUUCCCUUCCAAAAGGCACAAUCCUCUUUACUCACUCUCUUCUCAAGAAGGUCUUAGCUCUCCUAUACCUCAAUAGAAGCAUUCCAAAAAUAAUAAUAAAAUAAAAUAAAAAAAUCAAUGUUAAACUGCAGUUUCAAGGGUGCUAGCAUGAAUGAAAUAAACCAGUUUCUGUGGUUUUGUGUAGCUAGUCAUUGUCACAUUCUUACAAGAAAUUUUAUCAAAGAAUAAAGCCAUACUUGUUCCUGUUUUAUAUUACAUUAAUGGUUGUUAACAUCGAGUGGUAUUAUUGUCACAAAUGGGAAAACUUCCCUACUUUGGAGUGAUUUCCUUUCCGGACAUUGUAUAGCUUUAGUAUUUGCAAUUAGCAAUUCACAAUUUUAUUGC